AGCUUGAUUACAUUUUUAAGUGCAGUGAGUGAUUACAGAAAACUUUUCCUAUUAUUCUGUUCUAACAAGUUGCAAUUGAUAAUGUCACUCAGCAACAGUUGUUAGGUAGGGAAGAAAGGCAUGAGGCAUUUUCUCAACUUGCAUUCCACAGAGAUCACAGUUCUAUUAAUAAAAGCCAUAUAAGACCUCUACUUGCUUCCUGGAUACAAUAGAGAUUCAUUUAGUAAUGAUAGGAAUAUUGUAUGGCAUACCUAUUCACCAUACCACUCAGUGUAAGGCGCCACAUUUAGCAUUUGUUUUUCAUAUGCAGCACGUAAGCUAAUGGUGUAAAAAUGCUUAAGAUAGUGUGAACGUUCUUUUUGAAAAGUUCAGAAGGGAGUUUUUUAUGAUGGAGCUUGUCACUCCCUCUUACAUGCUGAAUAACUUUGCCUCAUAUGAAAAAUAUCUGCUAAGGAAGAGCCAUACUUAAAAAUCAAUCUCAAGAUUCCAGACAUAUGCUUAGAAUGGAGCAAAUCACACCGAGUAUCAACAUACCAUAACUGUUCUCCCCUGAAGAACAUAAGCUGCCCUAAAGGCAUUUUGAUGAGGGCUACAUGAUGCAUGGAAAUUCAUGCAGCCAGAGUCCUGACCUAUCUGCAGCAGCAAAAACCAAACACAUCUCUUGUUGAGCGCUGACUCUUCCCUCACCUUAAGGAAAAUCUCUGAGGCUUACAGAAACUUCCAGUGAAGAUAUCUGCUGGGGACUGUCUGCAUGCUUGCUUUCCUGACAGAAACUGAGAUAUCCUAUCGUGUAGAUUCUUUUUUAGUAUUGUACAUUGAGACUUCCUUGAGAGGACCACAGGUUCUAUAUUAUGAUCAGUAUAAUUCAUGCAUGCCAUCUUAAUACAUAUCUUUUCUGAAGGUGGACAUUAAGUUGUCAGAAACAUUGAUCCUAUUGGCAUGCUUGAUUUGUGUAUUUUGAUUUAACUGAUAUGGAAAUUCUGUUAAUCAGUUAUUUUUUUGGGUGGAAUGAAUAACAAGCUUUCAAACCACAAACAGGACAAAUGAAACACUGUGAACUCUGGUGUAGCUUGCUUAAAACCUGAGUUUUAAAGGUGCAUAGCAGUAAGACUAAAAGAUAAUCCUGCAGUAAAGAAAGCAUAGAGCGGCCUACCUGCAAGGUCUUACAAACAACUCUUUUUAAAAAAAUCAAAAAUAAAAUGCCAUUAGGAAGCUCCAGUAAUGGAUUGAGGCAGACCCAAAUGUACCACUUGCAGUGAUCUUUUAUGCAGCUGUGGGGCAUAAGGCACCAGGGGAAUACCAAAAUAGCAUAGCUCCCUGAAGGUGAUGUUCCUUCCCUCACCAAUAGACUUGUUAUAGCCAGCGUUCUGCUAUUCACAGUCUUCUCUUGUAGGAGAUGUUCUCAAACAUUUGCAAUGCAAGCAAACAGCGAGUGAACUUCUGCCAGGGUUUGAUGAUGGCUUUAGGGGAAUGCAUUACGUGCCUAAGUGCUGAGCUUUUUUUGUGAUUGCAGCAAUGCUGCCUGGCUGGUCAUAAAUCCAUUAUGGCAUGCUCCAUCUGUUGCACUAGUGGUUGUUACUUUUUGCUAUGUCUGGAGUCUUUCUGGCAAUAGAUCCAAUCUCUUUCUUUAUGGCUGUGUUCUCUCAUUGUACUUGGCUGAAGAUUAACUCUCUGGUGUUCUGUACCAUUCCCAUGUGGACCGUUGGUCUCUUGGCCUUGUCUCUUUGUGCAGUCUGUCAGUAUGUGAAGCCCAGGCUUGUUUGGUAUCUGAUUUGGUUAGCUUAAUCAGCAUCAUUGCUUUGGUUCAUUUUAAUGUGACCAAUGUAUUAGAAAAUGUUCUGAGUUAUCACUGACUAUCUUCAUGAAGAGAUCUGGCAGGUGCACAGGAAAUCCACAAGGCAAGAUAUGUAAUAAACGGAUCGGUGUUCCAUGCCGGAACUCUGUGAUGACAAAGCAUUUAUAACGUCACAAUUUUAAGCCUUUUCUAAACCUUCCGUUGUGAUUCUCAGCAUCCAGGCAUGUAAGGCGUAACAAAUGGUAACAACCUCAGCAGAAGAGUGUUGUAGCCAUUCUACAGUAAGUACAAGAAGAGUCUUUGUGAAAAACCGAGAGGAGGAAAAAAGGUAGUAGAAAUCCGUCUGUGAAUGUUCGUCAGACCAGAGCACCUGCACCAAUGAUAGACAGGCUUUCCUCGAGAAACAAAUAAUGACAACAAACACUGCUGUUCAGAGGAGCCAGAAUCUCCCCAAAAGACGCCUAGAAAGUAUAGGGGAGUGUCCUGCGAAACGAAAAGCUAGCUGGGGUAUUCUGACCAGCCAAGGUUCUUGGGCAGAUCGCUCACCUCUGCAUGAGGCAGCCAGUCAAGGACGUCUUCUUUCUCUAAAGACUUUAUUGUCACAGGGUUACAAUGUAGACACACUAACUAUUGACCAAGUAACUCCACUUCAUGAAGCCUGCCUGGGAGAUCAUGUAGGAUGUGCAAGAAUUCUUCUUGAAGCAGGAGCAAAUGUAAAUGCUACAACCAUUGAUGGAGUGACACCUUUAUUUAACGCAUGUUCGAGAGGCAGUGCAGCAUGCGCUGAGCUCUUGUUAGAGUAUGGUGCCAAAGCUCAGUGGGAGUCCUGUCUUCCAUCACCAACUCAUGAAGCAGCCAGCAGAGGACACAGUGAAUGUCUGGAGGUACUGAUAUCCUGGGGUAUAGAUGUUGACCAAGAUCUUCCUCAUUUAGGAACACCUCUAUAUGUAGCAUGUGUGUCACAGCAGAUCCAUUGUAUUCGAAAGCUUCUUUAUGCAGGUGCCAAUGUGCAGAAAGGAAAGCAUUUGGAAACUCCACUGCAUGCUGCUGCCCAGCAUUCAAGUACAGAGAUCAUAAACUUACUCCUUGAAUUUGGGGCAGACAUAAAUGCCAAAAACACAGAUUUUGAGAGGCCUGUUGAUUUAGCUGCUCCACGCAGUUUAGUAGAGAGACUGCUGCUCCUCCACGAAGCCACACCAUCUUCUCUUUGUCAGCUCUGCCGACUACGUAUCCGAAAUUACAUAGGAAGAGCUAGACUGCAUCUUGUCCCACAACUCCAGUUGCCAACAAUACUGAAGAAUUUCUUACAGUACAGAUAACAUAGUAAUUAACCUUUAGAAAGCUGAAUAACAAGUCUUCUGUUUAUUGUAAAUUUUACCUAAAGAACUGCUGGGCGGAAAAUAAAGCCUUUUGCAUACUAGUUUAAAAAAAAACGCAAAUCUUUGACACCUGGUGUUGGUAUGUAAUCAUAAUUGGGAGCCAUUCAGCAACUGGUACCAAGGUGCUAACAAGGCUGAAUUGAAUAAGUGUGCUGAUACUCUGGGAAAUUAUUGUAUAGAUUUAGCUUAACACUUACUAACUAGCUUUAGUGCUGUUAAUUUUAUUUGUAUUUAUACUUUAAAAUAUGUUUGGCACAUGGGAACUGCAGCAUUUCUUCAUUUUUAUUUGUUAAGUUUGUCCAUUUGGAGUCAUUAUUUUAUGUGUUUUUAAGUUUCUGUUGUUUGUGUACCUAAAAAUACUUGGUGGUACGUGCACUAUAUACAUUGAUUAAAAAAAAUAAAAAUAAAUAGAUAGCCA
Molecule: messenger RNA, 3592 nt
Organism: Numida meleagris (helmeted guineafowl)
Lineage: Eukaryota; Metazoa; Chordata; Aves; Galliformes; Numididae
Gene: ASB5
Product: ankyrin repeat and SOCS box containing 5
Exons: 8
Coding region: 2206-3114 (302 amino acids)
Biological process (GO): protein ubiquitination; positive regulation of protein catabolic process; intracellular signal transduction
Molecular function (GO): protein binding
Source: RefSeq, a predicted model, not a curated record